AUGCAAGUGUUGGCCAUUGUUCACCGCAAUGUUGCCGACCGAGCCCAAGCUGAGCUGAUCGCGGUCAAGUUGGAGCUAGAAGACGAAUGCCGCCAGGUUGUGUCGCUCGAGUUCCAGCUGGCUGGCAAGCAGAAGAAGCUGGGAGAGGCUCAAAGGGCCUGUGCGGUCGCCAUUGAGCGGCAUGAAGAGUCUAUGACCAACAAUGAAGAACUGUGCGCCCAGCAAAUCAAAGAAAAGAAAGAAGCAGACGUGAAGAUUAGUAGGCUGCAGAAGGAGCUGGAAGACGAGCGUGCUAAGGCAAUGGAGGAGAGGGCGAGCCUGCAGAAGGAGUUGGAGGAAGAGAGGGCCAAGACAGCCUCUGAAAAGGCGAGCCUACAGAAGGAGUUGGAGGAAGAGAGGACCAAGGCAUCCUCUGAAAGGGCAGCAUACCCCGAUUUGUAUGUCGCAGCAAUAGAACAAUUCAAGGGGUCUGCUGAAUUUCAGAUAGCGAUCGAUGCCGCGGUCGCCAGCAGCGUGGCGAGGGAGGUGUCUGGGGAGGCGGGCUCGUCGGGAACGGCGGCUGGAGGCAGGACUGAAGCGGGAAAUUAUUGA
This is a messenger RNA of Camellia sinensis, 591 nucleotides long. Lineage: Eukaryota; Viridiplantae; Streptophyta; Magnoliopsida; Ericales; Theaceae. The record is from RefSeq and is a predicted model, not a curated record.